AACCACGACAACGUCCAAUUUCCCCCCGACGACAACUAACCACACAGCAGUCAAAAUGGUCGCCGCUAAGAAGCAUGUCCCGAUCGUCAAGAAGCACCGCAAGCGCUUCAACCGCCACCAGUCGGACCGCUUUAUGUGCGUCGACCCCUCAUGGCGCAAGCCCAAGGGUAUCGACAACCGCGUCCGCAGGCGGUUCAAGGGUCAGGCUGCUAUGCCCAAGAUCGGAUACGGCUCAAACAGGAAGACCCGCCACAUGAUGCCCAGCGGCCACAAGGCCUUUGUCGUCAACAACGUCGCCGAUGUUGACCUUCUCCUCAUGCACAACAGCACCUUCGCCGCAGAGAUCGCACACGCCGUCUCAGCACGAAAGCGCAUCGACAUCAUCGCCCGGGCCAAGCAGAUCGGUGUCAAGGUGACCAACGGCAAGGCCCGUGUCAAGACCGAGUCGUAGAUGUGUGUGGAUUUUCACUUUUGGGGCGGGGCAUACAAGGCGUCUCUCUGAUUAGUUACGAUCUCAAUGGGAAGGCUUUUCAUCCUCUUCGGCUCACAUUACCCUUCGAUAUGGUAUGAGGAGAGGCAUGCACUUCAAAAAAAACAUUGCGACAUGUUACUGCGGGACGACCACGGAUAUCAAAGGACAGAAGCCGUAGGAAUGCAAUGAAAACGAGCCAAAAUCUAGGACUUGUACUCUGC
Pyrenophora tritici-repentis Pt-1C-BFP is the source of this 693-nucleotide messenger RNA. RefSeq names its product 60S ribosomal protein eL32. The record is from RefSeq and is a predicted model, not a curated record. Gene Ontology annotation, cellular component: cytosolic large ribosomal subunit; ribosome. NCBI's taxonomy places the organism in Eukaryota, Fungi, Ascomycota, Dothideomycetes, Pleosporales, Pleosporaceae. Gene Ontology annotation, biological process: translation. Gene Ontology annotation, molecular function: structural constituent of ribosome.